Molecule: messenger RNA, 4168 nt
Organism: Cloeon dipterum
Lineage: Eukaryota; Metazoa; Arthropoda; Insecta; Ephemeroptera; Baetidae
Exons: 18
Coding region: 336-3893 (1185 amino acids)
Source: RefSeq, a predicted model, not a curated record
ACGAACUCGCUCGUUCGCUCGCCUCACACUCGCGCUUUUGUGUGCAUCUCGCUGUUUUUGAUUUGUCUGUUUUCUCGUGGGAGUGUCCGCGGACCCUUGGAGGUCUGCCAACCCUGAAGGCCUCCGAACUGUCGAUUCUGCCAGUUCUGCCGGCGGCGCGCUUUGUAGUCUCGAAUAAGCUUAGGAUUAUUUUGUGUUUUCCGUCGCAAACGUCGGGAAAAGUGCUGUCAAGUGUGCCAGCUGCGGGAAACAAACAAAGCCAGGUGACCAGGAUGCAGUCUGUUUAACGGACCAAACCCGGACGACCCCUGCCUACCUUCGGCAACACCGGAACAAUGGCUGCAGACGUGAACAAUAUCGAAAUGCUGCUGCAAUCCAUGGUCGUAACGAAAGACGAAAGCAAUGACCUGGUCUGGUGUCCGGACGCCCAGUUCGAGACCACCGUCUACAGUCUCGACUCAAGCGCGCUGCUCAACCUAGUGCAGCGAAUUCAGGAGGCGAUGGGCAGGGAGCAGGUGCUGUUUGACGCGAUUAACAAGCAACUGGCGCUGACAACCAAGGACUCGCUGAACCACAAGAACCUGAGCACUGCCCUGUGCGCCAGCCAGGCGCGCCUCGCCAGGUUGUGUGCCAGAAACAUGCGAUGCUUCAUGCAGGCAAUGAGCUCUCAGAAGCCAAAGGAUUCGAGCGAGAGCAGCACGGAGGCAGCAGCGCCGGCAGGCGCCAACUCAGGUAAGCUGCAGCCGGUGCCGCAGCCGCAGCAAAGUCAGAAUCAGGUGGGGAGCUUGGCGGCAGUGGCUUCGUCGGUGGACGGACUGAUCAGUUCGGUGAAGCGGCUGCAGACGAACCACACGGCCAUGGUGAAGAGCGCGUUCAAGCAGCCGAGCCGGCCGGCCUCGCUCAACAGCUCGGCGGGCAACUCGUCCAGCGGCGACGACAGCGACUCGCCCCUCUACGAGAACGUGCUCGACGCCGCCAACGUGUACGAGAACGUGGCUUCGUCGCCGCCGCAGCACAUUUACGAUCAACCGAAAAUCAACCCCAAAUCGGUGGUUGCAUUCGACGUCGACGACGAAGCCAUUUACGAAAACGUCGACUUCGAGAAGGCCAGCACCAGCAGCGGCGUCAGCGACGAGGCCUUCUACGAGAACGUCGGCUCUCAGAACAAGGGUGAAGAGGUCACCUACGACGUGCCCUGGAACUCGCAGCCCAUCUACGCCAACCCCGACCUGGCGGCUAAGAAGGCCAGGAAGCAGCAGGCAGUCACCGCCGAAAGUGUCACCGAGCAGCUCAAGAAGGACGUCGACCAGGAUUCGCUCGAGGACUUGGACGAACCGGACAUACCCUCGCCAGACUACGGCAGCGACGAAGACUUCCAGAGCGGAGACUUCGACUUGUCCGGCUUUUCAGACCCACCGCAAGUCGAUUUCCACCACUUCAGCAGCUCCAAUGGCAACUACUACAAUGAAGACCAAGGUCUAGCUGUGAUUCUGGAGGAGUCGGAGGAGGAGGAGGAAGAAGACGAGGACUGUUUGAGCACGCUGAGCACCGCAUCGGCGGAAUCGGCGAGCCGACCGAGCACACCUCAUGAAGUGUCCAAACUGGACGCCUCUGAGGACAGGCCCGAUGGGGAGCUGCCGAGGUCGAAAGCGAUUCCGAAAAUAUUCAUCGCGCCCCGAAAAGAAGAACCCGUCGCCGUCGCCGUCGCCGCCGCCCCAACCCCCGCUCCCGAGGAACCCGUGACCAAAAAAAUUGUCGAAGAAGUAAAAGUGGCCGAGGCGAAAAUAAUUGCGGAGCCCCAGCUAGUCAAGAGCAGUGUCAGUGUUGCUGCGGCUCAGACAAAUGAGACUGAAGCGAAGGAAGAGGCGAAAAAGGAGCCGGAAUUCCAGCUGCCCUCGGUGAAGAACCUGCGCAGCCACUUCGAAGCAGGCGGAAACAAGAGCAGCCAAAUAAACAAGGAGCCGGCGUUCGUGCCGAGGAAAUUCACAAGCAACCUUUUCAAAGCAAAGCCGCAGCCGCUCGAAAACAACAACGUCAGCAGUUUAAAUAACAACAUUGUUGUCACCGAGCCCGUUAAAUUGGUGGAGAAGGAACCUGCUGUGGAGCUUCCUGUCGUCGAGGAGGUGCGAACGGCGUCAGCGUCGCUGGUCAAGCAGGUGUCCUUCAGCGAGGCCAACAACGCGGACGACGACGAGGAUGAGGAGGAGUACGUCGAGCCCAUCAUGAAACAGUUUUCCGAGGAUUACGACGAGGAGGAGAUUCUCAAACCGAGACCAACCACCAGGUCCUGGGACCCUGCUGUCGUGUUGAAAGAAUUGUACACAUUACCUGAGCCACUGAAGCAAUCUGGCAGCGCCACUGCCAGUGUCACCAUUGAAGGCUUUUUGGAAAAGUUGCCGUCCGGAAUAAAAAAGUCGACUUACUGGAACGCGUGGAAAAGACUCUAUUUCAGGGCCAAAGACGGAGUCCUCUACUGCUACCGGAAUGACCAAACGGAAGAGGUGAAGCUCUCCCUGCAACUGAUGGGCGGCAAGGUGGAAAGUCUAGAAACUAGUUCCAGUGAGGAUGAACAACAUCCGAUGGUGUCGAAAAUGCUGGGAAUCGAUGACGGCAAAGGGCACUAUGUGGUGGUCAGGUGCAAGAACAAACAGGAAAAGGAGCGUUGGCGACUGGCGCUCAACACCCAUACCACCGAGAACUUCACCUCGACCUACGUGAAUCCAUGGCCCCUCACGAGAGAUCCCGCCCUCCUUAAAAGCACCAUCAUCAUAGACUUGGGCAGCAGUUCCACUAGAGCAGGAAUUCUGUGCAGUCAGGCAACCCUUCCUCAAAUAUUCUUCCCAACAAUAAUGGCUGUGGACAAAAUCACAAAGAAGCGGACGUUUGGUUUGGACGCCCUGAAACCGGAGGUGCGAUCGACUAGUAGCUUACACUUUCCAGUAAAGCCUUCAGCGAAAAUCACCAAGUACUCGGUGGACGUAAACGCCAUUCCAGGCCUUUUCGAAAAGGUGUUUGACGACCUGAACGUGGACCAGAGGAUGUACGACAUCAUUCUCAGCGUGCCCCGCAGCUUCAACACCAAAACGCAGACUGAAAUCGUCAACAUCCUGUUCGACAAGUUCGACGUCAACGCCGUCAACAUGACCCACCAGUCCGUGCUCGCCCUCUACUCGUACAACGCCACCAGUGGCGUCGUCGUCGACAUCGGAGAGCGCAUGGACAUCGUUCCCAUCAACGAAGGUUACAUCGUUGAAAACGGAGUUUCGCGGAUUCCGUACGGCGGCUCGCAGAUCGUGGACCACUUGCGGCACUUUUUGCACCAAAAGCAGUAUUCGCUGGUGACGGAGGUGGAGUCGUUCCUCAUCAGAUACGUGCUCGAGAAUCUCUGCUUCAGCGCGCAGCACUACAACACGGAAAUGCAGAAAUUCAGGGAGGACGCGACCGCUGUCGAACAGUCAGUCAGCAUCAAGCAGUUCUUCGAUGACACAAAUGUCCACUGGGAGAGCAUCACCCUUGACUCGGGUCGAUUCCAGUCAACAGAAGGGCUUUUCAACCCUGACGCCUGGGGUCUGGACAAUCUCGGCGUCCACAAACUCGUUCACAAAGCAAUCAGGGAAUGCAGCAUGGAUGUGAGGAAAGAGAUGACGCGAAGCAUCUACCUGUCAGGUGGAGUGACCAUGCUGCCUGGAUUUGCGGAACGACUUCACGCGGAAGUCGACAAAGUCACGCCGAAAUCGCUUCAACCCAAGGUUCACGCAUCUCCAUACCGCUACCACGCGUCCUACAUCGGUGCCUGCGUUCUUGCUAACUCGCCGGAAGUGGACCGGCUGAAAAUCUCCAAGUGCGAAUGGCAGUCUAGUGGCACAAAGUCGCUGAGCAAGUGGAAUUUGUGAGCAUUUAAACAUCGUGUUUGAAGAAAUCGCCUCUUGUGCUCUCCUAUUCGUGUAAAUAUUGAUUGAUUGAAUCAGAUGUUUAGCUAUUUUGUCGAUUGCAUUUAGAAGAAGUAAGAAAAAUGAUAUUAAUGCCUGAGUUACUUAUUUUGUAAAUAUAAUGCUACAGUUACUUGGUGUGUAUUUAUGACAGCAUCCAUCACAGUGAAAUAUAUGUAAUCUUUUUUGUCAUAAUGUUACUUAUUUUUGGAUAAUAAAUAUACAUUGAUUAUUGAUAA